GCCAUUUGGGUUCAGUCCUCGGGCCCUCUUAUAGACUCCCUUUGCGCACGCCAUGGGUGAUCUCUACCCGCCCUCCUCUGCGCCCCCCAUGUCCGCAACCUCAGAAGAGAACAACGACCGCCCGAAGGAUCUCAAGGAGGGCGCGAAGCCCCAGGCGACCUUCCUCACCAAGCUCUAUGCCCUCCUCGAGCGCCCAGAGAAUCACCACAUGAUUCGCUGGGACGACGCCGGCGAGCACAUCAUCGUCGAGCGUCCGGAGCAGCUGGCCCUGCACGUCCUUCCCUCCAUUUACCGUCAGUCGCGCUUCGCGAGCUUCUCUCGGCAACUCAACAUCUAUGGCUUCAUGCGCAAGGUCAAUCUGCGCAACGUCGACCCCGCCAUCGACGACCCCGACGCCUCCACAUGGUCCCACCCCACCCUCAAUCGCCACUCCCCGCCGGAGGUGGUGGCCAACUUCAAGAGACGCGUUCCUCCCCGUCUCCCCAAGCCGCGAAAGCGCGACCAGCAGGAGCUGCACAGUAUCCCCCCGCCGCGCUCCGCGAUGGGCAUGGGCCCCGCACCACCCGCGCUUUCCAUGCUGCCUCAAAAGCCGUUGCACGGCAGGCCCCGUGGCUUUUCCUCCCCUGGCUCCUUCCACCCCAAUCCGAACGGCUCAUGGGAUUCCCCGUACCGCGGAAACCAUCUCCCACCGCUGACGGUGCCCCAAUCAUCGUACAUUCAGCCGGCGGACCACUCGCCCAUCUAUCCGUCGUCUCAGUACUACGAUAGUCCAUCUGCGGCGCCAUGGAGUCAGUCGUACAACUCAACAUCAUCAUCCCUAUCAUCCCUCCUGAACCCCUCCUACCCGGCGUCGCGUCCCAAUCCGACCAUUAACACCUCUUAUUUCCCUAUGGAUCAACACACGUCGGCGCCUGCAAGCAUGUCGACUGAUUCUCGGCCUCCCACCGGAUACGGCAUGACAUCGUCCUCCCUGACAAGUAUCUCGAGCAUCUCCGGUUACAGCUCCAGGCCGGGCUCCUCGCAGCGCCGUCUGUCGCCAGAAAGUCCCUCGCACUCGAGGGAACGUCGACAGCGCAGCCACAGCCACGCCAUGCACCCGUAUCCCACGCCGUACACGGACGUCCAGCGACCGUCGACAGGCUCGUACGACCGCGCGUCGAACAGCCCGAUGUACGAUACGCAGCGUCCGUCCACUAGCCCUGCGCCGAUGGACCAGUACGAGGACUCGAGGCGUGGCAUGAUCCAGCUCCCGUCUCUGCCUGCUGCCACGCGCGGCGCCAUGAUGGACCUCCCGCCGCCGGUGCGCUCGAUGGAGUCGCGGUCGCAAUUACAGCCGCCGCGCAUAUCCUCGACAGGGCGUCUUGACAGCUUCUCGCGCAUCGAGCCCUUGUCGUCGAUGUCUCGUAUGGACGGUCUGCACGUGCCUUCGCGCGGCGACUAUUCCUACGGGAGCGCGGGCGACAACUUCGCCUUCAACGCGCCGAGCGGCGGUCAGGACAUGGCCCAGCCGGAUUUUGCCUAUAACCCACUGGACAACACACCGCCCACGUCCAGUGCGGGUUUUAACCAGGGCGCCCAGACGGUGGGGAGUGGCAGCGCGUACACGCCGUCGCACAGCACGCCGAACUCGAGCGGGCCGUACACCCCCAACGGCUACGACAGCUCGACGACGUACCCGGCGAACGGUGGCUACCCGACGCACCCGCCAUCAAGCGCCGCGAGCUACGAUCCGCCGCACUCCAGUCACGGCUACGAGUCGCACGGGACGUACGCGGACGGCUACCACCCUCCGGGCUCGAGCGGCGGCUACACGCCGAAUCCGGGGACGUACCAGAACGGAGCGAACGCGCCGUACGACCCGCCGCACUCGAGCGGCGGCUUCGACUCGAACACGUCAGGAUUUGCGUCGCGGCCGGGAACCGCUGAGACGGGUGUCAAUGGACGACUCUCUCCAGAGUUCGGGUUUAGCGUGCCCACCAUCAGCUGAGCGGCCGUUCUCGUCACCGGCUGCAAAUCCCGGAUCGUCCUCGCCCCCGUCUUGUUCGUCGACAUGUUUUGCUGCUUGCUCUACCGCCUGGACUGUGGACUGCUCGGCCCCCUUAGCUACGUGCGGGUGUUGGUCAUCGUUCUUUUUUGUUUCGUGAUUAUGCGCAUUAGUAGUCGCUGCUCUUCUAUCGAUACCACCGGUUACCUGGGAUCUCAGUUGGACCGUUCCUAAUCUCGUUGUUUGUCUUGCACGUAUAUACAACUUCAUUGCCAUCCCCCUUCAUCUUCCUCGCAUUUUCCUUGUUCGUGACUUAUUUCACGCUCGUGCUCAUCACCCAAAGGCUUCUCAAUCUGUAUACUGAUAAUACCCUUGAUUUCAAUGCAUCGCCGCUUAUAGACUCGCAA
Messenger RNA from Schizophyllum commune H4-8, 2391 nucleotides. RefSeq lists its product as uncharacterized. Gene Ontology annotation, molecular function: sequence-specific DNA binding; DNA-binding transcription factor activity. Bases 53 to 1987 code for a protein of 644 amino acids. NCBI's taxonomy places the organism in Eukaryota, Fungi, Basidiomycota, Agaricomycetes, Agaricales, Schizophyllaceae. The transcript is spliced from 4 exons. Gene Ontology annotation, biological process: regulation of DNA-templated transcription. The record is from RefSeq and is a predicted model, not a curated record.